CGUCGUUUCAAUUUUAACACUAAUUUCUUCUUUUAUUGACGUUUAUUGUAAUCAGGAAAAUAAGUGAUAAAAUUUAAUUAUAUUAUUACAAAUAGAGAUUCAGGGAAAAUUUAUUAACACAAACUUGUAAUAAAGGUAUAAAUUACAUAGAAUACAUUGUGUGAACUUGGGAAAUGAUUUUCCGAUGGAAUGUGCACAGUUGGAUAUCAGUUUGUAAACCAAUGGACAUACAGGCUGAUUUGGCCAAUCGAGUUUGAACAUAAAGUUCCCAUGAAUUUACAAUAAGAGGAAUAAUAUGAACGGCAAUAUUACAAGAAAAGUCUUUCACCCCAAUAUAUUUGGUAUUAGUUCCAGGAAAAUAGCUUUAGAACCUUUUGAUUUAUUUAGCUGUAAUGGGAAUCUGUUUUUUAAUAUAAUGAGGAUACAGCUAAUUAUGGUCGGAAUAUAAAUACUUUAUUUACCGAAUGAAUCGAUGUUGGUUUAAAAGAGUAUUUCUUCUGGAGUUGCAAAAUGAGUGGACGACUAAUGAAAAAAAUUCCACUGAAGAUUCUUAACAAUCCGAAUCGUUAUUAUAAAACAAACGAUGACCAUAAUACUAUUCUUCUUCAGGCUUGCUUUGAUAAUCCGAUCUUUCAAGAGGAUGGAAAUAAGUUUCAAAAUGAUGAUCACGUGACAGCAAACGACAAGUAUCCCGGAAAUGACUACAGUUACGCUUCAGGACCAGGACGACCAACCGAAGUGCACUUCCGGAAGACAAAUCAAAGACACAAAUAUUUGCGUAUUUUUGCAACUGUAGUGAUAGCCAUUAUUCUUAUUGCCUUGAUCAUAGCUCUUUUAGUAGUGUUUGCAGGUAAAUCUGAUGAAGAAAAACCAGUAGUGCUUUUUAAAACAAGUAGGAUAUCGGGCAGAGUAAAGAUCAUCCAGGGACCAUUUUCUGUAUAUACAUCAUCAUUAAAAGACUCCAAAUCGGAGGCGUAUCGUUAUUUUUCAAAUAGUUUUAUUUAUAAAAUAAAUGCAAUAUUUCAUACAAGUGAUUAUAGAUCUGUAUAUAAUUCAACCAUCAUCAAUUCAUUAUCAUCAGGAAGUGUAAUUGUGCAUUUUACUGUAAUAUUUAAAUCAUCUGUAGAUAUUAAAUCAUCAACAGCAGAGUCUAUUAAAUCAUUGCUCAUCACAGAGUUGGAUGAUAGUGUGUUCUUCAUAGAUAAAAAUGAUGUAAACAUUUUACCAAUAGGGCCUCCUCCAAUACAUACUACAGUUUCACCUGGGUUAUGCCAGUCUAUAACGUUACAGCAGUGUAUUAACAAUUCUGAAUACAAAUUAACGUCUUUCCCGAAUUUUGCUGGACAUAAAAAUCAAAAAGAACUAACGGACAAUUUAGAACAAUUUAAUGAUUUAUUAAAUAACCAAUGCUAUGCAUUCUCAAAUCCAUUCUUUUGUGCUUUGUUGUCUCCUGAGUGUCGAAAUGGACGAAGAUUUCCACCAUGUCGAAAGUUUUGUGAGGAUGUAAAAGAUGGUUGUGUCAAUCAAACAUUCCCAGUUGACUGUGAUACGCUACCAGAUUCAAAUGAUCCAUCAGUCUGUGCAGCAAAUCCUUAUAAACCUGCCCAUUGUUAUGAAUAUAAGAAUGAAAGCUUUGCGAGAUGUUGGAAUAUGGGUUACAAAACUACAGCUUUUCCAAAUUAUGCUGGACAAAUUUCUGAAGGAGAAGCAGUCCAUUAUGUUAAUCUGUUAACCUCAAUCGAUGAUGCCACACGAUGUUAUAAACAUGCCUCUUUGCUUGCCUGUUCAGCAUUUGUCCCAAAAUGCACUGGUAUAGAGGUUAUUGGUCAGCACACUAUACCACCGUGUAAAAGUCUAUGUAAAGCCACAAAAGCUGGAUGUGAAGUAUUCAUGAAUAUAUUCAGCAUGAUAUGGCCAGAAAAACUUGAUUGUGACGCCCUACCAGACACCAAUGAUACAUCUAUUUGUAUUGGGUAUGCCGAAGCACACGAACCUAGAAAGAUUGGAGCAUGCCCAACCGAACAACUACGCUGUGACACGGAUGUGUGUAUUCCGUCAUCAUGGGUUUGUGAUGGUUACCAAGACUGUAAAGACAAUUCAGACGAAGAACUCUGUGCCAAAUGUCCAGUAGGACAGGAAAAAUGUCACCCAGUUUCCGGACAGUGCAUAGGUACCAACUUAGUAUGUGACGGCGUUGGAGAUUGUUAUGAAAACGUUGAUGAAGCACAGUGCAUUAGACUUGGAGACGGUACAAAUUCAGGCAUUUUACUAGUAAAAGAUGGUGUUAGUUCCCACUGGCAGGAGGUUUGUUCUGAUAACUGGAAUACAACUUUUAGUGAUAUGGUCUGUAAUCAGCUGGGCUACAAAGAUACCAAAUCAUUCGAAGAGACAAAUCCAGGACAAAACCUAAAGUCAGUUAUACAUAUUGACAUGAAGAAUGGUUCCAACACGAUGGCUCUCCAAUCCUACCUACAAAAGUCCGUUGCUAGCUGUACUAGUGGAAAAGUUGUUCGGUUGUCCUGUGAAAAUGCAGUAUGUGGUAAUAGACCGGCAAAACACCCAUCUCAAUUACGAAUUGUGAAUGGAGAUGAAGUCGACCCCGGAACAUGGCCGUCCCAGAUUUCAUUACACGGUGGUGAAAAUGAAGCUUAUUACUGUGGAGCAAGCUUGAUAGGCCACAGCUGGGUCAUGACUGCUGGACACUGUGUUGGCGGAAAUAAGGAUGCAUCGACAAUUACAUUGAAGAUAGGAGCAACUAGGCGAUAUGCAUAUUCAGCGUAUCGUCAAAUCAGAAAAGCUAAAAAUCUCUACCCACAUCCAAAGUACAACCCUAUAACCGUAGACAAUGACAUAGCAUUGAUAGAAUUAGACGAACCUGUUUAUUUUAAUGACUACCUCCGUCCUGUCUGCCUGCCAGAACGUAAUGAAGAGACACCAGCUGGAACAAGAUGUUAUGCGGUCGGAUGGGGUAGAAAAGAUGAAACAGCAACUGACUAUGAAAGAGCUUUAAAGGAAGUUAUUUUGAACAUUGAAAAUUGGGAUUCCUGUAAAAAUGCAAUAGAAACAUCUCCGGUCAAGUCAUCGUACAAACUUACAGAUAAUAUGAUAUGUGCUAGUGGAGGACCUGACCAUGAUGCGUGUCAGGGUGAUAGCGGUGGACCAUUAUUGUGCCCAAAAAACGCAACACUAGAUACUUGGUACCUAGCCGGAGUUAUUUCUUGGGGUAUUGGAUGUGCUGUAAAUGUUCCAGGCGUAUACACUGAAGUACCACUGUAUGUCGACUGGGUUCGAGAGACUACAAAAGGGGCUGUUGGAUGAUACUUCAACUUUUAUUUAAUUUUUAUCAUAUACACCAUAACGUUAUAAAUUGACUGCUCUGCUACCAGGAUUAAAUAUAGAACUAGUAGAAGUCUUUAUCAUGGACAAUGUUAUAUAUACAGAACCUACUUACCCUUACACCUCGUAGUAGGCGUAUUGAAAAAAAAAACUAUACUACAUAUGGUUAUAUAAUUAUAUAUAUUGAGUACCUUGAUAUGAAGAUGAUUUGAAAUAGUGCGUGUAAAGUAUCAAAAAGGUGUUGAUACUCUCAAAAUAUUAUUUCUGAUCAAAUGGUGCAUUGUAUUAUGGAACUUUUAAAUAUAAGCAUAGUAAUGCAAUAAACUUACAACACUGUUUACAAUGAUGUUUGGAUGAAUACUGCGAGAGAUUUUAAAAGUUUUAUAGAUUUAACAAGUACAAACAAAAUUGAAACAAAAUGAACAUAUUAUGUAAAUUAAAAUACCAAUAUCAGUUACUUGCGUCCGACGCGCUUUUCUGGAUGAAAAUGCAUUCCAACUCUAAAAUUUGAAAGUCAAUAAGACCUAAUCAUGUGAUGAACUAUAUGACAAAAUUGGACCUGCAAAACUAUGUAAAGUACAAAUCAUAGAAAUCCCCCCCCC
Mytilus californianus (California mussel) is the source of this 3938-nucleotide messenger RNA. Its product is annotated as atrial natriuretic peptide-converting enzyme-like. The record is from RefSeq and is a predicted model, not a curated record. The transcript has 19 exons. Bases 511 to 3318 code for a protein of 935 amino acids. Gene Ontology annotation, biological process: proteolysis. NCBI's taxonomy places the organism in Eukaryota, Metazoa, Mollusca, Bivalvia, Mytilida, Mytilidae. Gene Ontology annotation, cellular component: membrane. Gene Ontology annotation, molecular function: serine-type endopeptidase activity; protein binding.